UUGUUCAGGAGUUUAUAGACCAAAUUGAAAGGCACAAUUCAAACAGAAUGCGCCUUAAUGCUGUUAUAUCCGUUCUGGAUUGUAGCUUAGCUUUGCAUUGUCAUUGGCCCCGAACUAGGAAUACCAACAACCGUAUAACCGAUCGGGUAGCUGAAUCUCUUCAGCUUAUCAAGGCUGGUUUGAUCAUCCUCGGAAAAGGCAAUUUAACAUCAAAGGUUACUCCUAUAUUGGCUGGAGUGCAUAUAUGGGCCAGACACUUUCCGCUCACAAACUACCAGACUUAGAGAACCAAUAUCAUCCUAUGUGUAUCCGUAC
Molecule: messenger RNA, 315 nt
Organism: Daldinia decipiens
Lineage: Eukaryota; Fungi; Ascomycota; Sordariomycetes; Xylariales; Hypoxylaceae
Exons: 3
Coding region: 48-284 (78 amino acids)
Source: RefSeq, a predicted model, not a curated record